AUGUUGCAAAUUGAACAGAAUAACUUGCUUAUACAAAAGACUUUAACUGAGAGGUUGUUCCCUCAAACAGACUCGUUAAAAUCAUUGGAUCGUAUUAUAACUGAUUUUGAUUUCACCACUUAUCAUAUCAGUACUUUACCCGAUGAUAAAUCGAAAUUGCUCUUGUCAUUAAAUUUAAAAUGCUGGAACGAUUUAGUUAAAUACAACGUUGAACAAUAUUUACAUUCGAAAUAUUCUUCAUAUCAAAGUUUAACCAUCUUGAGUUCUAAUCAAGUUGAACAAGGAUAUAAUUAUUCAAUUGUAUUGGACACUGCCACAUCAGCUCAAUCGGAUGAUGAAGAUACGAAAUUGAGAUUAAUUGAUGAUUUGAGUUUAUUGAAACGUAAUGCCAUGGCAUCGGCUUUCCAUAAAGCCUUUGAUAGAUAUGAUGAAUUACUGGCAAAAUACAGCAACUCCAACACUUAUGCCGAAGAAGUCCAACAAGAGUUGAGUAAUGAACCCGUUUUGGUCAUGAAGUAUCGUGGUGCUGAUGAAACGAUAUAUUUGAAACCGUCCUUUGAUCGAGUAACGGUGAUUUUCUCCACCAUGUUUCAGGACGAAACCGAUAAAGUGUUUGGUAAGGUGUUUUUGCAAGAGUUUGUGGAUGCUAGAAAAAGAUCAGUUCAAACUGCACCUCAAGUAUUGUACACUCAAUCGGAACCGCCUUUAGAUAUUGCCCAAUACGUUCAAGGCAGUAAGAAAGAUGAAAAUAAGGGGUAUGUUACAUUUGUCUUGUUUCCUAGACAUUUGGUCAAGGGUGAUAAACGAGAAAAUUGUAUUUCUCAUAUUGAAAUGUUUAGAAGUUAUUUCCAUUAUCAUAUUAAAUGUGCUAAAGCGUUUAUGCAUUCGAGAAUGAGAUUUAGAGUUAAAGAGUUUUUGAAGAUUUUGAAUAGAGCUAAACCCGAGAAUUUAGAUGAUGAAGGUAAGGUGAUUGAGAAUAGAAAGACUGCAAGUGGUAGGAGGUUUGAUCUUAAGGCUUAG
Molecule: messenger RNA, 1020 nt
Organism: Lodderomyces margitis
Lineage: Eukaryota; Fungi; Ascomycota; Pichiomycetes; Serinales; Debaryomycetaceae
Gene: ARC35
Product: Arc35p
Exons: 1
Coding region: 1-1020 (339 amino acids)
Biological process (GO): actin filament polymerization; Arp2/3 complex-mediated actin nucleation
Cellular component (GO): actin cytoskeleton; Arp2/3 protein complex
Molecular function (GO): structural constituent of cytoskeleton; actin filament binding
Source: RefSeq, a predicted model, not a curated record